Messenger RNA from Doryrhamphus excisus (bluestripe pipefish), 1800 nucleotides. RefSeq names its product dual specificity phosphatase 26 (gene dusp26). Gene Ontology annotation, biological process: protein dephosphorylation; negative regulation of MAPK cascade. The record is from RefSeq and is a predicted model, not a curated record. Gene Ontology annotation, molecular function: protein tyrosine/serine/threonine phosphatase activity; MAP kinase phosphatase activity. Gene Ontology annotation, cellular component: cytoplasm. NCBI's taxonomy places the organism in Eukaryota, Metazoa, Chordata, Actinopteri, Syngnathiformes, Syngnathidae.
GCUUGACCGGAAGUUCCCCUAAUCGGCCGGCAGGUGGCAGCAGAGCAGACCUGGUGACGUCAGGCAGGGUCAUGCACGCGCGCCAUGCUGUGCUAAAGCGUGAUGAGGAUGAGGAUGAAGAUGACGCUCGUCUUCAGGCUUCAACGCGCGGCUCCAUGAGUCACGAGGCCACGCUGCAGCCCGCCAUCAACAACACGCGCGCCAAAUCUUAAGGCAGUCCAAAUGGCGUUCAUGUCCCGGUUCUCCCGGUCCCGGAGCAGCUCCAGAUCCCCGAGUCGCAAGGACUCGGAGCGCAUCUCCCCCACGUUGACCGUAUCCGAGUUGGAGAGACUUCUUUGUAGCGGCAAGACGGCCUGCAACCACGCUGAUGAGGUCUGGCCUGGACUUUACGUUGGAGACCAAGAUAUUGCGUCAGACCGUCGCGAGCUGGCCAGGUUGGGCAUCACACACAUCCUGAACUGUGCUCAGAGUAAGUGGCGUGGCGGGGCCGAGUACUACAAGGGCAUGGACAUCACGUACCACGGCAUCGAAGCUCACGACUCGCCUGCCUUUGACAUGAGCGUCAACUUCUAUCCUGCCUCCGAGUUUAUACACAAAGCUCUCAGCCGGGGAGGCAAGGUUCUGGUCCACUGCACGGUGGGUGUGAGCCGCUCUGCCACACUGGUUCUGGCCUACUUGAUGAUCCGACACAACCUGACGCUGGUGGAGGCCAUCAAGACGGUGAAGGACCACCGAGGCGUCACCCCCAACCGCGGCUUCCUGCGCCAGCUCAACGGCCUGGACGGCAUCCUGAGGGAGAGUCGCGGGGCGGCGCCGCAGAGCUGAGUCGUCCCGGCGGAACCGAGAUAGGUGGAGCCUCACAGGUGCCCCUCGCUACCAGCUACCAACUGCCCGGAUGAUGACAGGCUGCAGAGUGCAGUCAGGGCUAACUGCUAAUGCUAAUGGGAAAACAACAGUUUUAUAUUCCGAUUACCUCGAUCACAUUUUAGGGCGUUCACACUGUAACGUAGAGGCUAAAUUGCUUAGCCAGGAUGUAAACAAAGAGAUGGAUCUGUAUCAUCGGUGUUAGUCGUGGAAAACAAAAGCAUUCCGUGUCAUUUCUUUCAUUAACUUGUGAACAAGUGAAGCUAGCAAGCCAGCGAGCAUCGAGGUAGCAUGAAGGCAAGCUAACUGUCUGAAAUGGACGAUUUGUUAUUUUGAUUGAGAGGAAAUGCUAAACGCUAGCAGACAGUGAGCUUGCAUGUUGUUUUGACGUCACGUCCAGCCCUGAGCUAAACGUUUCGAGUAAAGUGUGGCUUGUUUUUGUCAGCUAGCCACUUUGGGACCAACACGUAUUUAUUAGUCAUAUUAGCACAUUUUCUAGCACAUUUCUAUACACUUUUACUGGAAACUAGAAAAAGAAAACUUUGUGGUUCUGUGCUGUGAUUGGCUGUUAAUUUAUAUUUUCAGUUACAAGUCAUUGCCUUAUUUUAUUUUUGAAAACAAAUGAGUUAGAAAUUAUUUUUGUAUCACUGUCUUUGAGAUUGAUGGAGAUGUUGAUGCCUUAAUUUUUGAGUUGUUUUUACACUUUGGUUUGUACGUUUUUAUUGUGAAUAAUUCGUACAACUGCGUCCUUUAAAUAAAUGUUCUUAAUCACAAUUCUAAAGUUACAAGAUGAUAGUCAAGGGACUUUUUUGUAGAGGAAGAGAACAUUUUUCCCAGAUAUUUUCUGUUGUUGAAAAGGGACAGCAACAGUGACCUCUGGUGGUGACGAAGACGUGCAUCGGGGUCCGAGCUAAUGACUUGACUGUACCAGCAGGG